AUGAUAUGCCUUAUAUUCGAAUUAUUAUUUAGAAUUGAUGUUGGCGGCAAAGCUCUUACAAAUCAAUUAAAAGAUUGGAUUUCUUACAGGCAAUUGAAUGUUACUGACGAAACUUAUGUAAUUAAUUGUUGUAAAGAAGAUGUUUGUUUUGUCUCUACAGAUUUCCAAGAGGAUAUGAAAAAUUGGAGGGCUAAAAGAUUGGAUUACUUACUGCCUGAUUUUGUAACAUUAAUGAGAGGGGAGGUGAGGUUUUUUAUCUUUUAUUCUUAA
Messenger RNA from Meloidogyne enterolobii, 270 nucleotides. NCBI's taxonomy places the organism in Eukaryota, Metazoa, Nematoda, Chromadorea, Rhabditida, Meloidogynidae. The record is from the annotation of a GenBank genome assembly.